AUGGCCACACCGCAACCGCAACCUCCCCCGCCGUCGUCCCCGCCCCUGCCGCCUGCGAGCGCGACGGCGAGCGCAACCGGCCAGUUCGCCCCGAGGCGCGAGUUCCUCCGCUCGCCGCACACCUUCUCCACCUUUGCCCUCCUCGCCCUCUCGGGGGCGGGCCUUGUCCGUCUAUGCAGCUUUCCACAGGCCGUGCACGAGGCCCUCCGCGCGCAUUUCGACGCGCGCAAGCUCACUGCCGGCGUACGCGAGGCCCCUGCGCAGAACCUGCUUGAGAUCUCGCUUCACGGAAGGCCCUGGGCGACCGCGAAGAGCAUUCGAUCCGAAAAGCUGCUCGUCGAAAUAAUGACUGUCAUCUUCCAGCACGGAUACGACUUCCUCUCCACUAUCGACUAUGGUCGCGAGCAGGACGACCGCCUCGCCAUCGCGUUCUCCAAGCCUGCGCCGCCUCCAAUGCCAGCAGCCCCGGGAUCGCGCUCCGGCUCGCCCAUGCCACUCACAGUCGCUCCCUUGCCACCCCCUGCGACCAAACCUGCCCGUGUGCCAAUAGGCAUUUCCUUUGCAUCGCCGACCGUGCUGCGUGUCAUCAACCCACCCCUUCAUUCAACACCUGCUAUACUCCAGGCAGUGCGAGGCGCCUGGCCACGUGGUGUCGUUUCCGAAAAGAAAAUCGAUACCUCGUUCGAGUUCCGCCUCAAGGGCUACCGCUGGUUCCAAGAAGACACCUUCGCGACCGACUCGCUCCAACAUAUCCUCGCCCUCCUCUCCUCUCUCGACGCGCAUGGAUUCGCCCUCCUUGCCUCCCUCUCUCUCGCCAACCGCUCUCGGAUCAAAGACCUCUGGAUCUUCACGGGCCCCAGCGAACAGUCAUCCAACCUCGACUCAGCCCCGAGUACACCCAACGCCUCUCGAAGUGACCUUCGUCGACCUGCGCAGGCGCACGGGCAAUACCGAGGCAGUCUCGACGCCGGCGCAAGCUCGGGGGGCUCGUCAGGCAGCCCUGGGAGCAACGGGCCGUCGCGCCUCGCUGCAGUACCUCCCCCGUACCAGAACGCCGCUGCACGGAGCUCGGGUCACCUCCGCUCCGCAUCUGAGCCAGCCACAAACAUGCCGCCCCCACGUGGCUCCUUCGCUGCUGCGCGCGCCCUGCUCAGGAAGCCAGGCCGUGCCUCGCAGACCACCGUCCCUGCGCUCUCCAACCUCUCCAACAGCGUCAGAAAUGGUGAGAAUGCCGAGGACUCGCCCCAGCGGCCGAUGGCCGCGCUCCCGCCCGCGCUAUCACGCACGGAGGAAGAACCCCUUCGUGCGACGCUGCCCAGCGAGGUUGGUAGCGUCGUGAACAUGACCGGCGUCGGCGCCGGGCACAACCGCAACUGGGAUCUUAUCGGCGAGGAGGAUGAGGAACUGCCGCCCGUCGAGGUGCAGAAUCCGCACCCGCAGGCGAGCGUGAUCUACGCCACGCACGGACAGCAACAAAGGGGCACUCCCAGCCCCCGCGAGCACGUGUCCACGAUGCGCUCGUCGGCGGGUAUCGAAGGCUCCAUCGCGAUGUACUACCAGAACGAGAACGCGGCGCUGACCCCGAGCAUGCUCUACACGCAUUCACCCUUGGAUGUGCACCCGCGCACACCCUCGCCGCCGCGCACACCGGGCGUGCACACCCCUACGCCGCCCCGGACGCCCGGCGUGCAUACUCCGACACCGCCGUUGCCUGGUGCGGGCACGUUUGACGAAGCCUUCCGCUCCUCGUCCUCACCACCGGACUCCACCCACCCGACCACGCCCUCGCCGCCGCUCCUCGGCCCCGAGGCGUUCCGCGACACGAUUCGCUCCUCCUCUCCUCCACGAGAUACCGUGCGGGAUUCUGCUUUCACAUUACACACAUACAAGACGCACGAGAUCCCCAUUGCCUGGACAGGCGCAGGUCCAGAACCGCGAGCAGAACCUCAGACAGAAACAGGACGUCGCCCACCUCUGCCUAGCGCGUACGCCAGCACGGGCCCGCCCCUCCCCGGCGCGUGGCAACCGUCGCCGACACCACGAAACGAGAAACCGCAGUGGCAGUGGCAACAGCAGCAAUCGCCGCAUCACCUCCCGCCGCUCGUCGCGCAGAACGCGUCCCCGUCCGACGCCGAGCCCGCCGCCCCAACGGAGAAGGAUUUGAAGGAGAGGGGGAGAAUGCCGUCGCCCGAGAGGAAGGCGGUCAGCGCGCGCGCGUUCACGCCGGGUGUGACCUCCCCUACGCAGAACGGGCGCAAGAGCCAGGCGGCGGAGGUCGGCGUGCUGCCUGCGCAACCGCGUGCCAGCCGGCGCGCUAGCGAUGGCUGGAUCGUGGUCGACGUCGAUAGCCCCGGAGAUGAAGGCGCGCCGACGCGUCCGGGCCUGCGUCCGCGCAGCUCCUCGUAUCCCACUUUCACGUUCUCCCAAUCUGGCGACGAACCAGGGCGGGGCCAGGCGGCGGCGAAGGCGAUCGUGAUCAUCGACGCGGUCGACGCGAAAGCGCAGAAGGGGUCCAGCGGAUCCGCGUUCAAAAAGCUAUUUUCGCUGCGCAGGACGGAGGCGGAGGGGGGCAAGGCAGCGGGGAAGAGACGGGAGCGCAGCGCGUCCCGGGGUAGGGGAUCUGAGAAUGAGGGUCAAACCCAGAAGGCGACCAAGGGCUGGUACCGAUGAGCGCGUAUCGAAUUGCUGGGAUCUACUGUUAAAGGACGGUGUUAUGGGACAAGUCUGGAGGACUAUGGAACGGAAACAGAAGUUGGAUUCUUUGCUUGCUAAUUCGUUUAAUAGCCGACGUUCUUUGCUGUGCUUGUUAUUGCUCAUGCCUGUCCUUUCACUGUUCGCUUCCAUGCUCCGACGAACCUUUAAUUUCUGGUAGCGACGUUGAAGCCGCGCUGCUGUAGAGUAUAAAGUAGUACCACCCAUGUAAGAUACGAGAUGAAGUGGG
Molecule: messenger RNA, 2941 nt
Organism: Punctularia strigosozonata HHB-11173 SS5
Lineage: Eukaryota; Fungi; Basidiomycota; Agaricomycetes; Corticiales; Punctulariaceae
Exons: 3
Coding region: 1-2670 (889 amino acids)
Source: RefSeq, a predicted model, not a curated record